AUUUAAAAGCUUAUAAAGGUAAGCCCAAUCAAAUUUGUGUCUAAAAAACUAGAGUUAGGCAGUUGUUCGCUUAAAUCUUUGCUUGAAAAUUCAUCAAAAUAUUUACAUAGUAAUCAACCGUAAUCAAAAAAAUUUUUAUCUUUGGCAUCAUGUGUAUGAAGACUCAAUGCGAGAAAUGCCAGAAGACGACGUGGAAAGGUUGUGGCAAACACGUGGAAGAAGUAAUGAAAGACGUCCCGGAAUCAGAACGUUGUACCUGUCCAAGAGGUGAACAUGGAUGUGGUGGGCACGGUCAAGAACACGGGUGUCAUGGCGAAAAGGGGCAUGCCACGGGGGGCCAUUGUGGGGGCAGUAAGGGACAUUGUGGCCAGAAAAAAUAGAACCUGCGCGUGUUUGUACCAC
Messenger RNA from Helobdella robusta, 402 nucleotides. RefSeq lists its product as hypothetical. The coding region runs from base 150 to 380 and encodes 76 amino acids. The transcript is spliced from 2 exons. The record is from RefSeq and is a predicted model, not a curated record. NCBI's taxonomy places the organism in Eukaryota, Metazoa, Annelida, Clitellata, Rhynchobdellida, Glossiphoniidae.